Messenger RNA from Salvia miltiorrhiza (redroot sage), 1610 nucleotides. Its product is annotated as UDP-glycosyltransferase 73E1-like. NCBI's taxonomy places the organism in Eukaryota, Viridiplantae, Streptophyta, Magnoliopsida, Lamiales, Lamiaceae. Bases 18 to 1391 code for a protein of 457 amino acids. Gene Ontology annotation, molecular function: UDP-glycosyltransferase activity. The transcript has a single exon. The record is from RefSeq and is a predicted model, not a curated record.
GUUGUGGAAUUUUUUCAAUGGCUGAAGAAACACAAGAGCUUCACUUCCUCCUCUUUCCGUUAAUGUCACACAGCCAUAUCAUUCCCUUCAUUGACUUCGCCAUGCUCCUGGCGCAGCGCGGCAUCAUCGUCUCCAUCAUCACCACACCUCUCAAUUUCACCAGAUACCAACCGGCAAUCCGCGACGCCGUGGAGGCCGGCCUCAAACUCCGAAUGAUUCCGUUGGAGUUUCGCGCGGAAGAAGCCGGGCUGCCUCAAGGCUGCGAGAACUUGGAUUCAGUAGGUUCCAUGGAUGGAAUUCUGAAAUUCUUGUGUGCAUGCGAGAUGCUGGCAGCUCCACUGCAGAAACUGAUGCCCGACUUGCAUCCAAAGCCCAGCUGCAUAGUUGCCUCCGUGGUUUUCCCUUGGACCGACAGAUUCAACAUUCCGAUGUACAUCUUCAACCCCAAUUCAUGCUUCUCUCUCUUCUGCUGCCUCCUUAUAUCUCCAGGAUUGCCGGCACCGCCGGACUCAGAGCCCUUCGUGGUGCCGGAUAUACCGCACAAGAUCGAGUUCAGUGCAGCGCAGUUUUCGAUGAUUAUGAAUUUAAAAAAGCCCGGUCGCAGCUCUGCGCGUGGAACUGUGGCGAAUUGCUUCGAGGAGAUGGAGGGCGGAUACGUCGACCGUUAUGCAAAGGUAGCAGGAAGCACAGUUUGGUGCAUCGGACCAGUUUCCCUCUGUAACAAGAAAAGUAAGGAUGAAUACAACUACAUUUCGUGGCUCGAUUCCAAAAAGGAAGGAUCGGUGAUGUACGUGUGUUUUGGCAGCCUGAGCCGAAUCUCAGCUGAGCAGAUCAAAGAGAUUGGAUUAGGGUUGGAGGCGUCGGGGUUCCCUUUCGUUUGGAUCGUACGAGAUGAUUCACAAGUGGAAGUGGAGGAAUGGUUGGGUGAUAUUGAAGAGAGAGUUGGAGAUAGAGGCCUUAUAAUCCGCGGUUGGGCGCCGCAAGUCCUCCUCUUGUCCCAUCCCUCGGUCGGGGGAUUCUUGACGCACUGUGGAUGGAACUCGACUCUCGAGGGAGUGAGCGCAGGCGUGCCCAUGAUCACCUGGCCCAUGUUCUUCGAGCAGUUUGUUAACGAGAAACUCGUGGUGAACGUGCUCAAGGUCGGAGUCGAGAUCGGAGCUGAGCCGCCUCGAGAGGACCAGACGAGAGAACUGGUGAAGUGGGAUCGAGUGAAGGAAGCCAUUGAGAAGCUGAUGGAUGGAGACGAGCAAGGAAGAGAGAGAAGAACAAGAUCCAAGAAGUUGGCGGAAAUGGCGGCUCAAGCAUUGGAACCACAUGGCUCUUCUUACAAGAAUAUCUCAUUGUUCAUUCAAGAUGUCAUCUCUACAAAAGUAUCGCCGAAACCACACUGACGAAAUGACCGACGGGAUUAAUAUGAGGGAUGCUUCAUCUUGAUUUAGGUGAGUAUAAAUUCUAUCAUGAAUUUCCAUUGUUUAAUUUGACUUAACUGCUAUAAAAGCGGUUCCGAUAGAAUCCCAUAUAUUGUGUGUGAAUUAUUGGUUUGUGUGUGAAUUCAAUUAUUCAAAUGCAUUGUAAUUUUUUCUAAUGAAUACACCUACACUCCCCUAAAA